AUGGGAGAAUACCAGAAGAAAUACAAUUUCUCAAAUCACUCAAAAGUGCUAAACUUAUCCCAAAAUAGCUUCUCUGGCCAAAUUCCAUUAGCACUUGAGAACCUAAAAGACCUCGAGUCUUUGGACCUCUCGCAGAACAAACUUUCCGGGAAGAUUCCUCCUCAACUUACAAGUCUAACUUUCCUGGAAGCACUAAACCUGUCUUACAACCAACUUGAAGGGAGCAUACCACAAAGCAACCAAUUCAAUACAUUUUCAAAUGAUUCUUACAAAGGGAAUCUUAGAUUAUGCGGGCCGCCUUUGUCAAGGAAAUGCAAUGAAGUUGGUGUUCCGGUGCCCCUUCCAAAGAAAGAUGUAGAUUCAUUGGUAGAUGGUAUAUCUGUUUGGAAAAUUGCAUUGAUCGGUUAUGGCAGUGGACUGGUCAUUGGUUUAUGUAUGGGAUAUACAGUGCUGAAUGAGUUCGGAAAUAUAUGGCUAGACAAAUUCAAAAAGAAAGGGAAAAGGAACAAGAGAAGCAUCAAAAUUCAUGUCAAUGGUUUGAGAAGAUACAAGGGCCGGCAGGCUGCUGUUUGUUACCUAUUCCAUGGAAAAGAAAGCAUGGAUUGCCAGGAUGCAUCACAGGUAAAUGACUUUUCCCCCUCCACUUCAAGUCCUUGCAUGAGAGGACAUAGACAGCGAUGUCUAAAAUGA
Durio zibethinus is the source of this 690-nucleotide messenger RNA. The record is from RefSeq and is a predicted model, not a curated record. NCBI's taxonomy places the organism in Eukaryota, Viridiplantae, Streptophyta, Magnoliopsida, Malvales, Malvaceae.